Tinamus guttatus (white-throated tinamou) is the source of this 884-nucleotide messenger RNA. The record is from RefSeq and is a predicted model, not a curated record. Lineage: Eukaryota; Metazoa; Chordata; Aves; Tinamiformes; Tinamidae.
AUGGCAUCCACAGCGUGACCGCGCAGUGCGUCCUGCGGGUCAUCAUCAUCACGGAGGAGAUGCUGGCCAACAGCAUCACGGUGCGGCUGGAGAACAUGUGGCAGGAGCGCUUCCUCUCGCCUCUGCUGGCCACCUUCCUGGAGGGGGUGGCCACCGUGCUCGCGACGCCCAAGGAGGACGUCUUCAUCUUCAACAUCCAGAACGACACGGACGUGGGGGGCACGGUGCUCAACGUGAGCUUCUCGGCGCUGGCGCCGCGCGGCGGGCACUACUUCAGCUCGGAGGAGCUGCAGGAGCAGCUGUACAUGAAGCGCAUGGCGCUGACGGGCGCCGCCAUGCUGGAGGUGCUGCCCUUCGACGACAACGUGUGCCUGCGCGAGCCCUGCGAGAACUACCUGCGCUGCGUCUCCGUGCUGCAGUUCGACAGCUCCGCGCCCUUCCUCGCCUCCGACACCAUCCUCUUCCGGCCCAUCCACCCCGUGACCGGGCUGCGCUGCCGCUGCCCGCCCGGCUUCACCGGCGACUACUGCGAGACCGAGAUCGACCUCUGCUACUCCAGCCCCUGCGGCGCCAACGGGCGCUGCCGCAGCCGCGAGGGCGGCUACACCUGCGAGUGCCACGAGGACUUCACGGGCGAGUCCACCACCACCGUGUCCCCCUACGUGCCCGGCGGCGUGAGCGACGGCCAGUGGCACCGGGUGCAGCUGCACUACUACAACAAGCCCGUGCUGGGGAAGUCGGGGCUGCCGCAGGGCCCCUCGGAGCAGAAGGUGGCCGUGGUGACGGUGGACGACUGCGACACGGGCAUGGCCCUCAAGUUUGGCGCCACGCUGGGCAACUACUCGUGCGCCGCGCAGGGCACCCAGUCGGGCACCAAGAAGUGA